Messenger RNA from Echinops telfairi (small Madagascar hedgehog), 4059 nucleotides. It is a transcript of the gene ADAM8, whose product is annotated as ADAM metallopeptidase domain 8. The transcript has 24 exons. Lineage: Eukaryota; Metazoa; Chordata; Mammalia; Afrosoricida; Tenrecidae. Gene Ontology annotation, biological process: positive regulation of membrane protein ectodomain proteolysis; regulation of cell-cell adhesion; proteolysis. Gene Ontology annotation, molecular function: metalloendopeptidase activity; cell adhesion molecule binding. The coding region runs from base 46 to 3027 and encodes 993 amino acids. The record is from RefSeq and is a predicted model, not a curated record.
CCGCAGGACACCCCCCGGACACCCGGCUUCCGCUCGCAGUCGCCGAUGAUGCGCGACCCGGGCCUUGGCCUCAGCCCCUGGCUGCUCGGCGUCCUCUGGCUCCCGGUGAUGGUCUCGGGUCCCUCCCUGCCUCAUGUGGAGCAGUUUCAGGUAGUGUGGUCCCAGCGCCUGGCAACCCCCCGAGCCCGCCGGGCCCUGCCCUCCCACUGGAGUCCCUACCCUGAGAGCGUGAGCUACCUCCUUGGAGGUGGAGGACACAACUUCACCCUGCACCUACGGAAAAACAGAGAACUGCUGAGUGCCAGGUACACAGAGACAUACACCGCUGCCAAUGGUUCCGAGGUGGUGGAACACCUAGGAAGGCAGGACCAUUGCCUCUACCAGGGACAUGUGGAAGGCCACCAGAGCUCUGUCGCCAGCAUCAGCACCUGUGAGGGCCUCAGGGGCUUUUUCCGAGCCAGCAGGGCAGUGCACCUGAUUGAGCCCCUGGACGGGGUAGAGGAGGGCCAGCACGCUCUCUACCAGUGGCAGCACCUGAAGGAUAAGCUGGGCACCUGCGGUGUCAGCAACGCCAAGCUGGAGCGCAUCCUGGGCCCGAGGAUCGCCGCAGCCUACCGACCCCGGAAUCGGCCACCGUCCUCAAAGCCCCGCCAUGUGGAGAUGUACGUGGUCACCGACAGCCUGGAGUCCCAGCUGUACCCGGACCAGCAGGUCCUGCGUCGGCGGGUGAUGGAGGUGGUGAACCACGUGGACAAGCUGUACCAGCCACUCAACUUCCGUGUGGGCCUGGUGGGCCUGCAGAUGUGGAGCAGUGACAAGAUCUUGGUCAGCUCCAAUCCCCAGGUCACGCUCGAUAACUUCCAGGCGUGGCGGACCAAUCACCUGGUGUCACUGCACACCCACGACAAUGCACAGCUCAUCACGGGAAUCGACUUCGAUGGCAUCACACUGGGCCUGGCCAAUGUAGCUUCCAUGUGUACCCGGACGCUGUCAGCCGGCGUGAACCAAGACCAUAACAAAAGCCCCCUUGGGGUGGCGUCCACCAUCGCCCACGAGAUGGGACACAACCUGGCCAUGGACCAUGAUGACAACGUCGAUAACUGCUACUGCCCAGUGCCGCGGGUGGACGGCGGCUGUGUGAUGGCAGCCAGCCUCGGCCAGAAGUUCCCCACACUGUUCAGCGAGUGCAGCCGCAUGGCCCUGCAGUCCUUUGUGGAGACGCCCCAAACGGCCUGUGUGCUAGGCGAACUGGACACCAGCCGUCUGGUCAGCGACCCUGUUUGCGGAAACAAGCUUCUGGAGCGUGGGGAGCAGUGUGACUGCGGCUCGCCCCAGGAGUGCCAGAACCGCUGUUGUAACGCCACAACCUGCCUGAUCGCUAAGGGGGCCAAGUGUGCCCGCGGCGCCUGCUGUGACCAGUGCAAGGUGAAACCAGCCGGGGUGUUGUGCCGCUCUGCCAAGGACACCUGUGACCUGGCAGAGCACUGUGACGGGCAGCGACCCGAGUGCCCUGAGGACGACUUCCAGGAGAACGGCAGCCCCUGCCCCGGAGGCUACUGCUACAAUGGGCUCUGCCCGACGCUCCGCUCGGCUUGCAGCCAACUGUGGGGAACAGGUGCCCAGGAAGCUGCGGAUGUCUGCUUCACCUUCGAAGUCUCAAUCAACUGCCAGGCCCUUCCCGGCCAGGCCAAACGCUGUGGAGUCCUGUUCUGUAGAGGUGGCCAGAAGCCCACGGUGCGGACCUCCUGCAUCCUGAGUCCCUCUUCUGGCCCCUGCCAGGCACUCCUCAUGGAGGACCACAAGGCCUACGAGACGGUGCCUGUGGGCACCAAGUGUGGUCAGGGCAAGGUCUGCUGGAAAGGAAGCUGCCAGGACCUCCAGGUGUACAGGGCGGAAAACUGCUCUGCCAAGUGCAAUGGCCACGGGGUAUGCAACCACAAGAACAAGUGUCAUUGCCAACCAGGCUGGGUGCCCCCCAAAUGCAUGAAGCCCAAGUCUGGCGUGCACACAGCAGUGUCUGCAUCUGGGGGCCUGUCCUCGGGGGCCGUGGUGGGCAUGGUGAUACUGUUGCUGGCCUUGCUCCUGCUGGGAGCAGCCUUUGUCUACUACCUCAUGCACAAGAACGCAGCCCCCAAGGCCCCCCUGGCACACUCGAAUCCUGGCUUCCACCAGGGUGGCAGGAUCGCAGCCUCCAAGGCCCCCGUGGGGCACGUCAACACCAACUUACACCAGGGCAGUGGCGGGACUGCAGCCCCCAAGGCCCCGGUGGGGCACGUGAACACCGGCUUCCACCAGGGCAGUGGCGGGACUGCAGCCCCCAAGGCCCCCACGGGGCACGUCAACACCAGUUUACACCAGGGCAGUGGCGGCGGCGGCGGCAGCGGCAGCAGGAGCGCGGCCCCCAAGGUCCCCAUGGGGUACCUGAAUACCAGCUUACACCAGGGCGGUGGCAGCGGCGGCGGCAGCGGCAGCAGGAGCGCGGCCCCCAAGGUCCCCAUGGGGUACCUGAAUACCAGCUUACACCAGGGCGGUGGCAGCGGCGGCGGCAGCGGCAGCAGGAGCGCGGCCCCCAAGGUCCCCAUGGGGUACCUGAAUACCAGCUUACACCAGGGCGGUGGCGGCGGCAACAGCGAUGGGGCUGUGCUAGGGAAGAAGCAGGGGGCUGAGGGCCCCGCAAAGGGGGCCUCCACCCCCCAGGCCUCCAGAGCCUCAGCUCCCACGGGAACCCCUAAGCAGCCACCCCCACUUCCCUCUGCUGCUGCAUCUAGCCAGCCCUUCCCGGUCCCCGUGUGCUCCGGGUCAGAACCAGAGCAGCAGCUCAGGCCCGACCCUCCUGUCAAGCCCCUUGCAAAGCAGAAGCCCAGGCAGGUCAGCAGACCACCUGUUGCACCACCCACACCACCUGCCAAGCCUGGUGCUGGAGGCUCUGCUCCCUCCCGGCCUGACAGGCCUGCUGCUGUGCCUGCUGCUCCACCCACCAAGCCUGGUCCUGGAAAGCCCCAGCCCCCAGCCAGGAGGCUGGCAUAAAAUUUGCCCUCCAGCCCCUUGUCCAGAGGAGGUGAGCAGGGCCAGGAGCCUCUGAAGUGCUGUGCAGUGGGGGCCCUGCAAACCUGCCUGGAAGCUGCCUGCCAUCCCCAUGGAAAGACUGUGGGCCGUGUCUCUGGCAGGCCCCAGCCCCAGCCCCAGCCCUGGCCAGGCUGCAGCUCUGCGCGGGUGGGCACCUGGCUGGAGGCUAUGGCUCGUGGCUAGGGACACUAGUAGCAUGGCCACACCGAGAGAGGCUCUCAGCUGGGACUUGGUUGGGCCUUAAGAUCUUGUCCUUGAACUCAGAACACAUUCACCCAAGAGGCCAGGCCAGCCCCUCCUGGCCAGUCCCUCUUCCCCAGAGCCAAGCAUGUCUAGGUGGGAAUGAGCCAUCUUCUGUGGUUUGCGGUGGUGGGAUGUUAGGACAGCCUUCCUCAGAGACUUGGGAUCUGGUCCCCUCCAGCCCUCUCCACACCUGCCCUCAGGCUUCUUACCCUCCUGGCAGCUCAGACACCCUCUUCUUUAAGCUGGAAAGCCCCUGAGGCCCCCACCCAUGCCCCCAGCUGUUCACACUGUACCCCAUCAGCAGUGGUCUCCUAGUUAGGAUGCUGCUCCAGCGCCUGCCCUGAGGGUCUUCCUUCUUAAGAGCUGGGUCAUGAGCUCUGCAUCUCCACGUACCUGAGCCCCUUCUCCCUGAUUGGGGCAGGAAAGCACCAGGGCCUCUGCUUUCUCUCUCGCUCUCUCUCUUUCAGCCUAGGAGUCUCCACUUUUAUCCAAAGGGCCAUGUUGGGAAGCAACUGUCUCUGCAGGUUCUUCUCAGGUGCAUGAUGGUCAGCAGGACUGAGACCUUAUUUUAUACUUUCAUAAUGACAAAGCUGUAUAUUUAUGAUUAAAUUAUCGACCAUAUUCUAAAUGUUGGGAGAUUGUGAUUGGAGCAUUGGGGAAGGGUGCAUGGCACACAUUAUAGAGUUCCCAGGCUUUUAUACUAUUUAAGGAUCCAAUGCUUCUUAAAAUAAAAUGUAUGCUUUAACUAGA